AUGGGUCCCCAAACGGAGCCCGACGUAAUACCCACCUAUGAAGACGAACCGUGCAUCAUCUGGGUCGGUGAUCGUGAAACUCUGUACGAUCUCCUUGACGAUCUUGAUGGUAUCCCAAAAUUCAAACCACGCCUCUUCAUCACCCUCGAAGGGAAUUAUAUAGGACACGAAAGUAGAAUCUCCAUUAUGCAGAUCUACAACGCUGUGUCUCACCGCGUCUACCUCAUCGACGUGUAUUGGCUCGGCGCCACGACAUUCUGGGCGGUUAAUAGGUUGAAGAAUUUUCUAAAGGGUAUUUUGGAGUCCGAGGAUAUCAUCAAGGUCUUUUUUGACGUGAAGAAAUACUCCGACGCACUGUACAGUCAGUACAAGAUCAAGCUUGCUGGGGUUCACGAUCUUCAGCUUAUGGAGCUCGCAACUAGCGAGAAUCCUUACAGGCUCAGUGAUCUUGACGGCUGUUUCUCAAGAGACGCCCCUCGGCUGUCCGGAAACGAGUGGCUGUUAUGGGAUCUCCGAGGAGCGGUCCCUUCCUGGAGUUCUCAUCGAAUACGCGCCCGAUAUGUGCAGAUCUUCCCUACGCUAUAUGGUUAUUACGACGCUAAGCUACGGGCACAACCUACGCAACGGGAAAACAUGAUCUCUGCUUCGAAAACCAUAGUUGCACUGUCGCAGACCACGAUCUGUGCCACUGAGGAAUGGCAUCGGGCUCUCAUGUGUCGUGAUGUCGAGUGA
Messenger RNA from Fusarium oxysporum Fo47, 732 nucleotides. RefSeq lists its product as uncharacterized. Gene Ontology annotation, biological process: nucleobase-containing compound metabolic process. The transcript has a single exon. Bases 1 to 732 code for a protein of 243 amino acids. Lineage: Eukaryota; Fungi; Ascomycota; Sordariomycetes; Hypocreales; Nectriaceae. The record is from RefSeq and is a predicted model, not a curated record. Gene Ontology annotation, molecular function: 3'-5' exonuclease activity; nucleic acid binding.